GCAUGUGUGGGUCGCCCGGAAAGUGCCGCAGUGGCUGCCGGGAGAGGGAGGAAGUCCGGAAGUAAACAUUGGCGAUCGUCUUCAUUCCUGUCGAGCUGUGCUACGGUCUGCAGCGGUGGGACCGGGAGGUUAGAUAACCAUGUCAGCUGCAGCUGUGGAUGCAGCUAAUGCAGCCCCCUUGUCGGGAUCCAAAGAAAUGAGUUUGGAGGAACCAAAGAAGAUGACUAGAGAGGACUGGAGAAAGAAGAAGGAGCUAGAAGAACAGCGAAAAUUGGGUAAUGCCCCUGCAGAAGUUGAUGAAGAAGGAAAAGACAUCAAUCCUCAUAUUCCUCAGUAUAUUUCUUCAGUGCCAUGGUAUAUUGACCCAUCAAAAAGGCCUACUUUAAAGCACCAGAGACCACAGCCAGAGAAACAAAAGCAGUACAGCUCAUCAGGAGAAUGGUACAAGAGGGGUGUAAAAGAGAAUUCCAUAACCACUAAAUACCGAAAAGGAGCGUGUGAAAACUGUGGAGCCAUGACACACAAAAAGAAAGACUGUUUUGAGAGACCUAGGCGAGUUGGAGCAAAAUUUACGGGGACUAAUAUAGCUCCAGAUGAACAUGUCCAGCCUCAGCUGAUGUUUGACUACGAUGGGAAGAGGGAUCGGUGGAAUGGCUACAAUCCAGAAGAACACAUGAAAAUUGUAGAAGAGUAUGCCAAAGUUGACCUGGCAAAACGAACACUGAAAGCCCAAAAACUCCAAGAAGAAUUAGCCUCAGGAAAAUUAGUGGAACAGGCUAAUUCUCCAAAGCAUCAGUGGGGAGAAGAGGAACCAAAUUCUCAGACGGAAAAAGAUCAUAACAGUGAAGAUGAGGAUGAAGAUAAAUAUGCAGAUGAUAUUGACAUGCCUGGACAGAAUUUUGACUCUAAGAGACGAAUUACUGUCCGGAAUCUCAGGAUUCGAGAAGAUAUUGCAAAAUAUUUGCGGAAUUUAGAUCCAAAUUCUGCUUACUAUGACCCCAAAACUAGAGCAAUGAGAGAGAAUCCGUAUGCGAAUGCUGGAAAGAAUCCAGAUGAAGUCAGCUACGCAGGGGAUAACUUCGUUAGAUACACAGGUGAUACCAUAUCAAUGGCCCAGACACAAUUGUUUGCUUGGGAAGCCUAUGACAAAGGGUCUGAAGUGCAUCUACAGGCAGAUCCUACAAAACUAGAGCUAUUGUAUAAGUCCUUCAAAGUCAAGAAAGAAGACUUCAAAGAACAGCAGAAAGAAAGCAUCCUGGAAAAGUACGGUGGUCAAGAACACUUGGAUGCUCCUCCAGCAGAAUUGCUUUUAGCUCAGACUGAAGACUAUGUGGAGUACUCAAGACAUGGGACAGUCAUCAAAGGACAGGAGCGGGCUGUUGCCUGCUCCAAGUACGAGGAAGAUGUGAAGAUCAACAAUCACACACAUAUCUGGGGAUCUUACUGGAAAGAAGGCCGAUGGGGAUACAAAUGCUGUCACUCUUUUUUCAAGUAUUCCUAUUGUACUGGAGAAGCUGGGAAGGAGAUUGCUAAUUCAGAGGAAUGUAUUAUAAAUGAUUCAACUGGAGAAGAAUCUGUGAAAAAACCUCAAACCCUCAUGGAGAUGCAUCAGGAAAAACUAAAAGAGGAGAAAAAGAAAAAGAAGAAGAAGAAGAGGAAGCAUCGAAAGAGCAGUUCAGAGAGUGAUGAUGAAGAAAAGAAACAUGAAAAAUUGAAAAAGGCACUGAAUGCAGAGGAGGCCCGUCUUCUUCACGUCAAGGAGAUCAUGCAGAUUGAUGAGAGGAAGCGACCUUACAACAGCAUAUAUGAAACUCGGGAACCCACUGAAGAGGAAAUGGAGGCCUACAGAAUGAAACGUCAGAGGCCAGAUGACCCCAUGGCCUCCUUCCUCGGACAGUAGUAACUCGUCACUGACGCUGACACAAGAUAGACUCUGCUUAUACAUUCUUUUAGAUUCUCACUGUUGAUUAUUGAUGGAAAAAUCUGUAUCUAUUCUCAUUAAAGUCAGGAAGCAAGGAGACUGCCCGACUUUAAUAAAGUAUCCAGAAGUCUCAUAGUAAAUUCAUUCCUUUACACGGUGAAGAACAAAGAAGAAAUAAAGUGGUUCAUUAAGUGCAGAUUAAGAUUUUAUUUCCGAUUUUAUAUUAGUGAUUGGGAAAAGAUCUUAGUUCUCCACCUAUCAUGAAUAUCUUCUCAACAUUUAUUUAUUGUUUCAAACUUUAUUUCCUCAAUUUUUAUGGCCCUUUAUCUAGUGUUAGGACUCAUUGUGAAGGCAGUUAAUUACUCUUUCUUGAAACAAGGGCUUCAUUUUUUUUAAAUUAAUAGUAACUAUAACUGUAGUCAUUUAAUAAUCAUUUCUUUUUGCCUUCUCAGAUUUUUCUGAUCUGAAACUGAUAACCUACCUUGAGCUUUGGGUUACUGGAAGGAAAUCUGUAGAACGUGUGAAUAACUAUCCCUGAUGUCAGUCUGUGUAGUAACAAUUCUGUUUCCCCCUUGGUUAUAAAAUUUUGAUUUUCAAAACAUUUCCUUGUAUCUUAUACUCAGAACUAAUUGUGUUAGCCUUUGAAUGGGGAAAAAAGUUUUUCACCCUGAGUCAGUGUUGACUGAUAAGUCCUAGGUCUUACCAGGCUGGACAGGAGUAUUCAGACACUGAAAUCCUCUCCUUUGUCACAGAGAAUAUGGUUUGUGAUACUAAUUGCUAUUUUAAUUGUGAUUGCCUUUAUAUAACAGUCAUGAAUAUUAGAUUUUUUAAAGAUUGUAGAGUAUCUGUUGUACCUAAUCUUUAUAGCCAGCAGGUGUGUCUCAGUAAAAUUUGCAAAAAGUGAAACCUGAAGUUGAAUGUUUCUUCAGAAUAUUACAAGUAUAGCCUGUAGGGCUAUUAGUAUUUGAGAAUGACAUGAUUUUUAAGCUGCUUCUAAUAACAUUGGGAAGAUAGUGCUGACAGAGUGGGAUGGGUGAAAACAGCCUGUUUAAAACCCCUGACAUGAGUACAUUGACUUUUAACAGUUCACUGGCUUUUCUGAACUACCAAAACCCACUAGAAUAUUGCGUUAAGUUAACAUCUCAGAAAUACUGCUGAUGGGAAAGUAACUAAAUCAAAUUGUCAAGUACUGUGGAUAUACAUUGCAUCUAAAUUCAGGCCAGUAUGAAACAGUGAUGCAAACAGACCUAAUUCUUACCUACUUUAAGAAUGUCAAAAAUUUUUGUUUUCAUAUUCCUACCUUAACAUAGGAUGGUUCAACAUAAAAUCUGAUAUUAGUGUCUACUUUGUAUUUUAUUUAUCUUUUGUUAAUAAAGAUAUGUAAUUGGAAAUAUUUAA
Molecule: messenger RNA, 3319 nt
Organism: Capra hircus (goat)
Lineage: Eukaryota; Metazoa; Chordata; Mammalia; Artiodactyla; Bovidae
Gene: SLU7
Product: SLU7 homolog, splicing factor
Exons: 16
Coding region: 140-1900 (586 amino acids)
Biological process (GO): mRNA splicing, via spliceosome
Cellular component (GO): spliceosomal complex
Molecular function (GO): pre-mRNA 3'-splice site binding
Source: RefSeq, a predicted model, not a curated record